Messenger RNA from Sphaeroforma arctica JP610, 2100 nucleotides. RefSeq lists its product as hypothetical. Gene Ontology annotation, cellular component: membrane. The transcript is spliced from 11 exons. Bases 1 to 2100 code for a protein of 699 amino acids. Gene Ontology annotation, biological process: transmembrane transport. Lineage: Eukaryota; Ichthyosporea; Ichthyophonida. Gene Ontology annotation, molecular function: ATP hydrolysis activity; ATP binding; ABC-type oligopeptide transporter activity. The record is from RefSeq and is a predicted model, not a curated record.
AUGUAUUGGGACUUAUCACUGUCAAUUUGCUUCCCUGAAACUAGUGGGAGGACCGCACUCGAAACAGCAUUCGAUGGCAUGACGAAAGGUAUGGUUCCCGAGAUCAAACAUAGUGAAGCAAAGCAUCAUAUACGUGCAGCGAACGCCAUCAGGCGGAAAACGGCGCCCUAUCCCGGCUCUUAUGAAUGGGUCACCGAAGCAGUGGAGAAGGUGGAAGGAGAAGCCAAAAAAAAGAAACUCGUUCCGAAGGGUAUAUUGGAGACGGGAAGUGCCUUUGCAAGCAAAGAUGAGGGCGUCGAGAGUGAAUUCGACGACGAAGACAGGCUUCUGCGGGCCACACCACAGGUGUCGAUGCGCACGCUAUUCGAGCUGUUGAGGCCGGAAACGAAUCGCAUGGCGGUUGCUAUGGGAGCCGUGUUGGUCAGCUCACUGGCGUCACUCGCUUUCCCAUCAGCGGUGGGCCAGGUAGUUGACAGUGUGUCUGCCACCAAUCCCGACGGUCCCUCCUUUGAAACGGCGCAGCAAAUCAUACUGGCUAUGUUAGGCGUAGUGGGGGUGGGAUCCACAGCUGUUGCGGUGCGCGUGUCGCAGCUGAAUAUUGUUAGUGAGCAAGUCGCACGGACACUGAGGAAGAAUGUCUUUGAAUGUAUGGUAUAUCAGAAGUUGCGCUUCUUCGAAGAGAAUGAGACGGGGAGGCUGGUAAACAGAUUAAGUACUGAUACGUCGAUGGUAGCCUCCACGCUGACGGAUAAUGUUGCGCGUUGUAUAAAGGCUGGCACCGCUGUGUUCACCUCAACUGGGUUCUUAUUGAGCAUUUCUCCUCAACUCACGGGUGUGACCUUGCUUGUACUGCCCGUGUUUGGUGUGGCAGCGUAUACUUAUGGCGAGUACAGAAAAAAACUCGCCCAAAUACUGCUCACACGGUACGCAAAGGAGAAUCAGGUGUCCAUGGAACGACUGCAGGGCAUCCGAACGGUACACUCCUUCACUGCUGAACCUGCCGAGGUCGAAAGAUAUAAGAGGGCGGUGGACAGGUCAUUCGGCUUAGCGAAAACGGUCGGGUACGCGGAGGGUGCCUUUUUAGCCGGUGGUUUUGCCGUUGCACAGUGCACACUUCUGGGCGUAUUGUACUAUGGAGGCUCUCUCAUGGUUCAAGAUGCGCUGAGUGUGGGCCAGCUCACGAGCUUCUGCAUGUACACUGGCUAUCUCUUCGUCAGUGUAGGGCAGGUGUCUGUGGCUAUGAGUGAGUUCCUGAAAGCACAGGGGGCUGCCAGACGAGUAUUCAGUGUCAUCGACACUUCUAACCUAAACAGGCAUAUAUAUCCCAUGAAGGAUCCCGAGGGCGCAAUCAUGCCAGACAUGACCAAUUUCUCUCCCGAUAUUGAAUUGAAGAAUGUAAACUUUGCAUACCCUACACGGCCGGACAUUCAGGUGCUGAAGAAUGUGUCGCUCUCUUUGCAAGCCGGCCAUACACUCGCUAUAUGUGGCGGGUCAGGGAGUGGCAAAUCAACAUUGGGACUACUAUUAGGACAAUAUUACGAUGUCGAUGAGGGCUCUGUCACCAUUGGCGGUUAUGAAGCAAGCAAACUCCCUCUUGGCUUUUUGCGAACGAACAUUGCGGAAGUGACACAAAUGCCGUUGCUGUUCUCUGGCACUGUGAAAGAGAACAUUAAGUAUGGGAAUCCGGACGCAACGGACGAACAAAUUUAUGAAGCAGCCAAGACAGCAAAUGCACAUGGCUUCAUCCAAAAGCUGCCAAACGGUUACGACACGCAGUGUGGUGAGAGGGGGAAGGCUCUAAGCGGAGGACAAAUGCAGAGAGUUUGUAUAGCCAGAGCCGUGAUCAAGGACUCGCCGAUAUAUAUCAUGGACGAGGCCACUAGCGCGCUCGAUGCUGAAUCCGAGCAACUAGUCGUGGAAGCACUACAAAAGGUCAUGAAAGGCCGGACCGCGAUCGUGUUCACGCACCACCUCAACGUUUUGAAAGCGGCUGAUAUGGUGGCUGUAAUGGAUUCGGGCCAAGUGGUGCAGGCAGGAAAAUAUGAGGAAUUAAUUCAACAAGAGGGGCCUUUAAAACGCAUAGCUGCAACAUUACAAUAA